This is a messenger RNA of Postia placenta MAD-698-R-SB12, 1017 nucleotides long. RefSeq lists its product as hypothetical. Gene Ontology annotation, biological process: regulation of transcription by RNA polymerase III; protein phosphorylation; DNA damage response. Gene Ontology annotation, cellular component: cytosol; nucleus; protein kinase CK2 complex. Gene Ontology annotation, molecular function: ATP binding; protein serine/threonine kinase activity. The record is from RefSeq and is a predicted model, not a curated record. The transcript has 8 exons. Bases 1 to 1017 code for a protein of 338 amino acids. Lineage: Eukaryota; Fungi; Basidiomycota; Agaricomycetes; Polyporales; Adustoporiaceae.
AUGACGAAAUCUGUUGCUCGUGUUUACACGGAUGUAAACUCCAAACUCGGUCCUUCCUGGCACGAAUAUGACAAUCUUCAAGUCCAAUGGGGCUCCCAAGACCACUACGAGAUUGUGCGGAAAGUAGGGCGAGGGAAGUACUCCGAGGUUUUCGAGGGUAUCAACGUUGUCAACGACGAGAAAUGCAUCAUCAAGGUGCUCAAACCAGUCAAGAAAAAGAAAAUCAAGCGCGAAAUCAAGAUCCUACAGAAUCUCGCUGGGGGUCCGAACAUUGUCGCUCUGCUUGACGUUGUGCGCGAUCCGGCGUCGAAGAUUCCGAGCCUGAUCACAGAAUACGUUCACAAUGUUGACUUCAAAGUUCUGUACCCUCGGUUCACAGACUUCGACGUGCGAUUCUACAUGUUCGAGCUAUUGAAGGCGUUGGAUUACUGUCAUUCGAAAGGCAUCAUGCACCGAGACGUGAAGCCCCACAAUGUGAUGAUAGACCAUGAGCGACGACAGCUUCGACUGAUCGACUGGGGUCUGGCGGAGUUCUACCACCCCAGGACGGAGUACAAUGUCCGUGUUGCCUCACGCUAUUUUAAGGGACCGGAGUUGCUGGUCGACUUCCAAGAAUAUGACUACAGUCUAGACAUGUGGAGUUACGGCUGCAUGUUCGCCUCGAUGAUCUUCCGCAAGGAACCAUUUUUCCAUGGCCACGACAACUAUGACCAAUUGGUCAAGAUUGCCAAGGUCCUAGGCACUGAGGGUUUGUACGCUUACAUCGAGAAGUACGACAUCUCCCUCGAUCCGCAAUACGAUGACAUGCUCCAAAUGUGGCCCAAGAAACCGUGGCAGAAAUUUGUGACGUCAGAAAAUCAGCGAUUUAUCUCGACAGAGGCUAUUGACUUGCUUGACCGGCUUCUGCGGUACGACCACCAGGAGCGGCUCACCGCGAAGGAAGCUCAAGGGCACCCCUACUUUGAACCUGUGAGAAACGCUGCAGCGAGCAACGGUGGCCACGAACCUGCAGCAUAG